Molecule: messenger RNA, 1008 nt
Organism: Exophiala aquamarina CBS 119918
Lineage: Eukaryota; Fungi; Ascomycota; Eurotiomycetes; Chaetothyriales; Herpotrichiellaceae
Exons: 1
Coding region: 1-1008 (335 amino acids)
Biological process (GO): positive regulation of translational elongation; positive regulation of translational termination
Molecular function (GO): RNA binding; translation elongation factor activity; ribosome binding
Source: RefSeq, a predicted model, not a curated record
AUGCUCGGACCUCGACGCUUUGACAAUUUCAAUGACCACGUUCCGGCUGACAUCCGUGCCCACAGGUACCGUGCUGCCCCUGAGCAAUACAAGUCAACCAACGUUGACAUUGAGAUUGACCGCCGAGGCUCCCAGGACCACAUCGACGUUGAUUACGAACGACGUCAAACCCAAGGCCAAACUUACGACCAGACCUUCGAAUCCCAACUCGACAUCACCGAACGAGACUACCGCCGUCGCUUGAAUCCCACCUACGACGUAGAAUACGAGCGUCGCCGACCAAUUGAAGAGGACGUCGCUGUUGAGAAGGCACACAUCAAACUCGACAAACCAAUCAAAAGAGACAUGGGCUACUACGACGACGAAGGUCAAUACCACAGCUUCCGCCGAGGAGUAGAACGUGCUGCUGACAAGAUCAUGCACCCCUUCUCCCACCACCAUCACCACCACGGCGGCGAUCGCAAUGAGGAGGUCAUCAUCAGCGAGCAGCGUGUAACCGGACCCACCAGUGCUGGCUCUGGAGCCCCAGCAGUCCGCUAUGUUGAGCCUCGCUUCAGUGGUCGUGGUGGCGUGUCUAUCCAGUGCCACUUCAUCCGCAUUGGUGAUAUCCUCCUUUUGCAAGGUCGACCGUGCCAGGUCAUUCGUAUCACCGUGUCGUCUCAGACCGGCCAGUACAGAUAUCUGGGUGUCGACCUGUUCACACGUCAAUUACAUGAGGAGAGUUCUUUUGUCAGCAAUCCUCAACCGUCAGUGGUGGUGCAGACAAUGCAAGGCCCGGUGUUCAAGCAGUACCGUGUCCUGGAUAUCCGCGACGAUGGAAUGAUUGUCGCCAUGACGGAGACUGGUGAUGUCAAGCAGGGCAUCCCCGUCGUCGACCAAGGCGGUCUCUUCAACAAGAUCGAGCGUGCCUACAACGAUGGACGGGGAAGUGUACGAGUGCUGGUGAUAAAUGAUGGGGGAAGAGAGUUGAUUGUUGAUUUGAAGAUUAUUCAUGGUUCGAGAUUGUAG